Messenger RNA from Podarcis lilfordi (Lilford's wall lizard), 9464 nucleotides. The record is from the annotation of a GenBank genome assembly. Lineage: Eukaryota; Metazoa; Chordata; Lepidosauria; Squamata; Lacertidae.
AUAAAAGCCUAAGAGCAACUAAGCUCCUCAUACAAACCAGGAGUAUGAGAAGGUGACAAGCUGAGAGCUCAGCAUGACAAGAUCUUCUUUCAUCGAGAGACCCAACGAGACCCAGUGAGAGACAAACAGGAAAGAAGACUUGACAGCCAUAAGGUAAUUAGUCCACAGCUCCUUGUUUUAUGUCUAAAUGCUGUUUAUUCCUCCCUCUCACCCAUUUCUGGUGUAAAUUUCUUCAGUUCAGAGUCUAUGGGUACUUCGAGACAUCCCCCCAAACAGCACUUUUUGACCCAGAACUGGCCAAAGGAGGCUGCAGGUGCAUUCACUGGGGCUUUUGGGGCUCUGUGGGCAAAAUCAAACUGUGGCAUUGGCAGUACCAAAAUGACCUCCUUGGGGCACAAGCCUAGGCAGUGUGUAUGGAGGUCCUGGGCUGCCCGGACAAAAAUGAUGUGGUCCAAAGGAAAGCAGAGCAAUACGUUUGGCACUAGCUUGGCUGCAGAAGUUGCCGGAAGUAGGCCAACAAGGCGCCAUCCAACCAUCUUAGGGACUCCGCUCCAGAAUUGUGUAGGGUUUACUCCCUAGCCUUCUCCUAGAGGGACUUUUCUUCUCCUAGAGGGACUCCCUUUCCCGGUUGACAAGCCCCAUUAGCCCCUCACUUCCCUGUACAGCACAUGCAGAAAUCGCCUUCUUGACCAACCCUCACUCUUGGUCUCACCCACUCAAUCCUCUGGAGCCUGUCUUCGCGUGCAAGAGCAGUCCCUAACUCACUGAGGGUUUGAGACCCAUCGGUUACCCUCACCUGGUUUAGCCGGCCAGUCAAAGCCUUUACUCGGGGUGUGGCUGCUGUCCCAUGCAGACAGCUUCUAGCAGUUUCUUUAGGCUGGGUGUUAAAACAAGAGGAGACAAAUAUGUUGUUGGGAAUGGGGCUAAGAACACAAGACAAGCCCUACAGAAUCAGGCAGAGGGUCCCUAAUGGAAUCAUCUUGGAAGCCAGCUCAGUUGUGCUAGAACCAUUAGAACCACCAGUUUCUUGUGAGCAAUGUGACUGCAGAAUUCUGCACCAGCCUGAAGUCUUCAGAGGCAGCCCCGUGUGGGAUAUACAGUGAUCUACCUCCUGUGAGAAGAACCUGAUGUUGGGAAAGAUGGAGGGCACAAGGAGAAGGGGACGACAGAGGACGAGAUGGUUGGAUAGUGUUCUCGAAGCUACUAGCUUGAGUUUGACCAAACUGCGGGGGGCAGUGGAAGACAGAAGUGCCUGGCGUGCUCUGGUCCAUGGAGUCACGAACAGUCGGACACGACUAAACGACUAAACAACAACAACAACACCUCCUGUGAAGAUGGAGGCAUUCCUUAGCCAUCAUGGCAGAAAGCAACUGGCAGUUCCAUCUCUCCUGAUCGCUCUUCUUUUUGCAUGCAAGGGAAGUCCCUAACUCUCUGAGGGUUUAACACCCAUCGACUACCCUCACCCACUUUAGCCGGCUAGUUGAAGCUGUUCCUGGGGUGUGGCUGCUAUCUCAUGCUGACAGCUUCUAGUAGCCACAGGUGAGAGAUGAGUGCAGGGUGGGGACCAAAGGUGGACAAACUACCCCAGAAGGAGCACGGUAGGUACCCACAAGAGUUACUACCCAUCUCCUUGAUUAAAACCCUCUGGAGAAUGUUCCUCCAAUUGUUCUCUUUAGUUAUGGCCACCAAAUGAAGCAGGGGCAAUACAACACUAAAUAGGAGAGGGCCAUUGCGUCCAAGUCCCCAUUGGUGGGCUUUCUGGAGGAAUCUAGCUGGCCACAGCAGGAAGUUGGAUGCUGAACCAGAUGGGUCUUUGGUCUGAUCCAACAGGAACAUCCUAUGACCUUAUUCCCAUGGAGUCCAGGCUCUGUCAAAGGCACAUCAAAUCACGACAGGGAAGACACAGCCUCACUUACAGUACCAUUAUCUUUCUUUCUUUUUCCGAAGGGGGGGGGGGAAGCCACAACAUAAAUACGAAAUGUCUUAUCAGGAAAAAUAAUGUAUGUGACAACAAAACUCCCGUUAAACAUUAUAGCACAUAAUUUCAGAGCCCGAUUCCGUUCUGAGCCUCCGUUAAAGCCUUGGGAUUUAAAGGCCUUCCUUCCCCAUAAAUUCAUCCCAAGGCAUUUUCGUUUUGUCACUUGGGCGUUAAUAUAGUGGCUUCCUUGUGGCAUUUAUGCACUGACCCCGGCUGCCCCUUAUUCCAGAUUAUAAAUGAGGUGUGGAAUUACCGAAUGCAUAGCCCGAUAGCACACCUUUAAUAAAUAUGUUAAUCAACUGGCUGUGGCAUGUCCCCAGGUGCCGGAGAGUUUGUGCCUUGCGUUAUGAAUGGGGCACUUUAAAUUCUAUUCUCUUUGCACUGACAACCUUAAGUUAAAACAAAUUUAUUGGGGUGGGGUGAGGAACAGGGGGGAAUCCAUUAGCCACGGGUUGUAUAUGUGAAGAAGCAAGACAACGAGAGAGAGAGAGAAGUCCCCAGAAAAAAAGGGUGUGCAAGUCCUUUUCACGCCUAAGUAAAAUCAGAAAUGAUGCCUGAGACCUGGAAAGAAAUCCUCCCCACACUAGCAUAUGUGUGGCUUUCUUUAGAUCAACUUGGGAAAAACUUAGUACAGGGGUAGGCAACCUAAGGCCCAGGGGCCAGAUGCGGCCCAAUCGCCUUCUCAAUCCGGCCCGUUUCAGGUCCGGGAAUCAGCGUGCUUUGACAUGAGUAGAAUGUGUCCUUUUAUUUAAAAUGCAUCUCUGGGUUAUUUGUGGGGCAUAGGAAUUCGUUCAUUUUUUAUUUAUUUUUUCAAAAUAUAGUCCAGCCAAAAUAGAAACAUUGCCACCCAACCCCAACCCCGCUCAUCUUUCCCCCCUCCACCUCUUUCCCCCUUUUCUUACUAAUGUCUCAACAAAUGAAACCGAUUUGUGUAAAAAAAAAUGUUACAUGGGGGGAAAAAUAUGAGGGAGACAUUGCACAUACCUUUGUAAAUGAAGAAAAUCUUUAAUAAAAAUACUUUAUAUAGAGAGAGAGAAUGUGUGUCUGGCCCACCAAAUUGACUGAGGGACUGUAUUGAUAUGGGGCUAUCUGAUUAGCCCAUUUUAGUGUUGGCUAAGUUUUAAAAUCUUCCUGGAUGUUUUUAACUGUGUAUUGACAAAAUGUACUUUUUUCUGACUGACGGUCGAAUAAAAAUGAUGAUGAUGAAUUGACUGAGGGACAGUGGACCGGCCCAUGGCUGAAAAAGGUUGCUGACCGCUGACUUAGUACAAUGAACUUAUAAGACGCUUGGGCCCAAAUGCCAGCAAAUACAUAGUCAUUCACUUACCUGCUGCUUGGUGGGACAUCUUAAGGAGAAGAAAAGGCUGAGGAGCAAACCCUACACAAAUCUGGAGUGGAGUCCUUAAGGCGGUUGGGUGGCAUCUUGUACACCUCCUUCUGGCAACUCCUUCAGCCAAGCUGGUGCCAAACGUCUUGCUCUGCUUUCCUUUGAACUGCAUCAGUGAGGCUGAGAGGAGGGUCUUGGUGUCUGGGCAGCCUAGGACCUCCACACACACCGCCCAAGCUUAUGGCCCAGGGAGGUCACUUUGGCGCUGCUUGUUGUUGUUGUUGUUUAGUCGUUUCGUCGUGUCCGACUCUUCGUGACCCCCUGGACCAGAGCACGCCAGGCACACCUGUCUUCCACUGCCUCCCGCAGCUUGGUCAAACUCAUGCUGGUAGCUUCGAGAACACUAUCCAACCAUCUCGUCCUCUGUCGUCCCCUUCUCCUUGUGUCCUCCAUCUUUCCCAACAUCAGGGUCUUUUCCAGGGAGUUGGCGCUGCUAGUGUAGCACAAACAAUGCAGGAGGUAGCAGUUACGAGUUACGGUUUCUGCAGCCACAGCAGGCGCUGUGAUUCUCCAGCGGUUUGGCUUCACCCCUGGUGGUGUACUCCAUUGUCUUUCAAGACAGACGGAUGCUGAAAACAACAGUCAGUCACUACAGAGGGAUGAUGUCAGGAGGAGUCCCAGGACCCUACAAACCCCCAAGUCUGUUGCUCCAAGCCCCAUGUCUCCUACCCCUUUCCCUCCCACUUUAACGACUUUGCUUACAGGGCAGUGCAGGGCUAUGCAAUGCAAUGGAGGAAGGUGGAGAUGCCCUCACAACACUGGCAGAGCCAGCAAGCCUGCCCCUGCAAUGAUAUUUAGCACACAUUCCCAUUUUAAUGGUUUAAGACUAUGGUGGAAUACCUGUGGCCCUUCACACAUCAUUGGACUCCAGCAACCAUCAGCAUCAGGUAGCACAGCAAAUGAUCAGGGAUGAUGGAAAUUGCCUUUAGGAAUGUACAUCACCCCAACCUAUCACAUUAACAACCUUCACCCUUCUUACAGCUCUCUGUUUUGCUUUGCAGCAUGCUUACUCCUAGGGAGGAGGAAUUCUAUGGAACGCUUCCCCCCAAAGAUCCAGGUACUCUACACUGCAAAGCUAUAUUCAGCAAAGGUUAAUCCCAUUCAUUUAAAAACAAAACAUUGGAAGGCCAACAAGGUUUCCUCUUGUUCCAAACUGUACAAGCUCACUGGCGAUGUUUCUGUCUCUUGCCUCCUGAAGGUUUUGCCACAGGUCUCAACAUCAACCUGAGACAUAGACAUGGCCAGGAUUUAUGUUAGGGGGCAGGGUUUAUGUUGGGGCAUGCAGAACCAAGCUUAGUUAUGUAUUUUUCUUUAUUUACUUGAUUGGGAGGGCAAUUGCCACCUGCCCCCCAGCUAUGCCCACGUCCUGAGACAUUCAGGGUCUUCUGGCGGUUCCCUCGCUGCGAGAAGCCAAGUUACAGAGAAGCAGGCAGAGGGCCUUCUCAGUAGUGGCACCUGCCCUGUGGAACGCCCUCCCACCAGAUGUCAAAGAGAAAAACAACUACCAGACUUUUAGAAGACAUCUGAAGGCAGCCCUGUUUAGGGAAACUUUUAAUGUUUAAUAGAUUAUUGUAUUUUAAUAUUCUGUUGGAAGCCACCCAGAGUGGCUGGGGAAACCCAGCCAGAUGGGCGGGGUAUAAAUAUUUAUUAUUUAUUAUUAUAGAGCCCACCCUCCCCCCAAAUACUUCAUGCCAGUCGGGUUGACUUCUAGAUUGAGUCUCUUUCCAAUCACAGACCAGAAAAUUCAGGUUGUAUAACCGCAGCUGAUUGGGUGGUCUUGUGCAACAAACUCGCUUCCUGAAAAGAUCGGACUUUUUGUGAUAAGGGAAGUGGUAGGGAAAUGGGCUGGAAGUGUGGGAUGAAAAAUCGUCUAAGCUCCCUGCAAGCAAAUCAGAAUGAAUGCUCAAUAAGCACAUUGUCUGGAAGCACCAAGAAUGCCAGUGUCAAUAAAUGCAACUUCUUUGUAACUAUAGCACAGUAACUGGGGCAGGUGCUUAUUUCCCUGAGCUCUGAAUUUACUAAGCCAGGUCUAGCUGCCCCACCUGUUUGCUCCUGAGCCUGGAUUGCCUGCCAUGGGGCCAGGUAAAAGGUAAGGUAAAGGGACCCCUGACCAUUAGGUCCAGUCGUGACCGACUCUGGGGUUGUGGCACUCAUCUCGCUUUACUGGCCAAGGGAGCCAGCAUACAGCUUCCAGGUCAUGUGGCCAGCAUGACUAAGCCGCUUCUGGCGAACCAGAGCAGCGCACGCAAACGCCGUUUACCUUCCCACCAGAGCGGUACCUUUUUAUCUACUUGCAUUUUGACGUGCUUUCGAACUGCUAGGUUGGCAGGAGCAGGGACCGAGCAACGGGAGCUCACCCAAUCACGGGGAUUCGAACCGCCGAUCUUCUGAUCGGCAAGUCCUAGGCUCUGUGGUUUAACUAGGUACCAUGUGGAAAUAAUAAUUUUUAGAGACGCACUUUGUAUGCUGAUCAACAACCCUGGGAGGAACUUCGUUUUAUAAAUCUAGUCACCACUCCUCACUAUUUGUUGUUUUCCUGAACAGCUUCCCUGCAAAGCUGACGAUGGUUCAUUUCCAUGAACAUAUGCAGCUGCCUUGUUCCAAGUCAGACCACUGGUCCAUUGGGCUACUCCAGCUUUCACUGACCUGCUGCUCUUCAGAUGUUGCCGAACUGCAACCUAUGCCAGUUCCAGCUAGCAUGGCUCUGAUGGCUAGGACUGACUGGCGUUGUAGUCCAACAAAAUCCGGUGGGCACCAGGUUGGCGAAUGCUGGCAUCAUCUUUCCAAGCAGGGGUCCUUCCCAUCAACUGCUAUGUGGUCCUUCUUAAAAUUAAACUGAAGAUAGGAAGGGUUGAAUUUGGGGUGAUUUGCAUGCAAAUAUGCUGAACAACAGGCUGGGACACGGGUGGCGCUGUGGGUUAAACCACAGAGCCUAGGGCUUGCCGAUCAGAAGGUUGGCGGUUUGAAUCCCCACGACGGGGUGAGCUCCCAUUGCUCAGUCCCUGCUCCUGCCAACCUAGCAGUUCGAAAGCACCUCAAAGUGCAAGUAGAUAAAUAGGUACUGCUCUGGCGGGAAGGUAAAUGGCAUUUCCAUGCGCUGUUCUGGUUCACCAGAAGUGGCUUAGUCAUGCUGGCCACAUGACCCGGAAGCUGUACACCGGCUCCUUCGGCCAAUAAAGCGAGAUGAGUGCCACAACCCCAGAGUCGGCCACAACUGGACCUAAUGGUCAGGGGUCCCUUUACCUUUUUAUGCUGAACAAUAGACCAAGGUCUAUUCACAAGCUUUCAUUUUUUUUAUUUCAAAUCCAUGUUGUCAAGAAAAGGAUUAAUGCUAAUAACCUAACACCACGGGGUGUACAUUUAAGGAAUAGUUGCUUUUAUUCUCUGUGCUUAGAUCUUUCCUCUUGGACCUAUGAGAUCAUCAUGUUAUGUCUCUCUGGAAGCAUCUUUUUGGCAGCUCUGAUGUUCGUUGCAGUGAAGACAAUCCGAACGAGGGUCUUGCAUUUUCAGAGGUAGUGCAUUUCUGGGGAAUCUGUCAGACUCCAGCUCUGCUGAAAUAUACUCGGAGUCGAGAGUGGAUUUUAUGCUCUUUAUUCAGCUCAUAGUGGUGAGGAGGAAUGGAAGUUCCCCCAGAAUGUCUGCUUUAUAUACAUUACUUACACAAUGGGCCCCAUGUGAUUGGCUAAUUCCGGGAUUCACCUGUAGGCCAAUCAGGUUGCGGAUUCACUUCCACCUGGAGCUGGAUUGGGUGGCUCCUGUGGACCAAUCAGACUGCUGCAUUCUGGUCCCUAUUGUUCUAGGACCAAUCAGACUGCUGCAUUCUGAAUCUUAUUGUUCUAGGACCAAUCAGACUGCUGCAUUCUGAAUCCUAUUGUUCUAGGACCAAUCAGACUGCUGCAUUCUGAAUCCUAUUCAACUCAGUACAUAACAUCUGCUUUCAUGCUUACAUUCCAAACAAACUUAGAAUAUACCUGAUACCAUGUUCCUUCACCAAGCUGGGGACUACAAAUCCCAUUAGCCCCAGUCAACAUAGCCAGCAGUCAAGGCUGAUGGGAGUUGUAGUCCAACAUUAUAGAGGGCACCAGGUUGUAGAAGGCUGCCCUAUGGUGUUGCACAAGAAGUAUUGUGGGUCUUCAACUCCCUGAAAGCAGGAGCAACACAAUACAAUGCAACCAGGACGGGGUUGGUGUAACUAUUGCUACAUAAGCAGGUCAUAUUUUAAUCCUUGGGCACCAUGUAACCAAUGGAGAGUCAGAGGCGCAGCAAUUCGUUGACUGGUCUUGCCAUGGUGUAAAUCUUUUGCCAUCUCAUGUCACCCUCCCCCUAUCGGCCUGAUCUGAAAAUUCAUUUAGCUUAAUUAAUUCAUUAUUAAUUAAAUUUGCAUACCACCCUUCAGCCGAAGAUCACAGGGUGGUUUGCAGCAUAAAAAUACAAAACGAAAACGCCGAAUACAUAAUAAAACAAAAGCAAAAGCGAUGCAAACCAAGAACCCUCUCCCAAAAGAGCAUCAAACACCUAAACUCCUGGAUGUUUUGAGCCAGGAGAUCAUGAGCUAAACUGUUAAAGAGAAAAUUCUCAUUCCUUCUUCCCCUGCACCCCACCCCCAAUAAAAAGCCAAGACAUUUCAGUAGCCUUAGAGGCAGCAAAAGGAUGUCCUAAACCAGGGGUCAGCAACCUUUUUCAGCUGUGGGCCAGUCCACCAUCCCUCAGACCAUGUGGGGGGCUGGACUAUAUUUUGGGGGGGAAAUGAACAAAUUCCUAUGCCCCACAAAUAACCCAGAGAUGCAUUUUAAAUAAAAGCACACAUUCUACUCAUGUAAAAACACCAGGCACGCCCCACAAAUAAUCCAGAGAUGCAUUUUAAAUAAAAAGACACAUUCUACUCAUGUAAAAACAUGCUAAUUCCUGGACCGUCCAUAGGCCAGAUUGAGAAGGCGAUUGGGCCGCAUCCGGCCCACGGGCCUUAGGUUGCCUACCCCUGUCCUAAACUCUCCCCUUCCAUCCACUUCCUUGGAUAGCAGAAAGAGAGUAAUACAUUUUGAAGCCAUUUCUUAGAGGUUUAGAACGAGAUCUUCCUGCCUAGCCCCAUUUUUAAAACUUUAUCAGGAAGCAGGAACCUCACUUUUGUGAUUAUUUAUUCUAAUGAUUAAGCUAAGGUUCGGACAUAAAAGCUGCUACAGCUCAGCUCAGGAUUUCAGGACUUUUCUCUCCCAAAGAUCUUCCUGAAAAGUUGCAAUUUGCAAAUCUUUCCUCCCCACUGCAUUUUAUUAUUAUUAUUAUUAUUAUUAUUAUUAUUAUUAUUAUUACUACUACUACUACUACUACUAGUCUAGGACAAUCUCAGCAGAACAUCACACUUGACCAGCCAAUUAAUUUUGCUAUGUUGUAUUUUUUUAUUCUUGUUUCAGAAGGGGUAAACCAAGCAGCCCCGCCAAAGAGCUUUCUGCAGCUGAAACAGUGGUAGUAAAUAUUAUUGUGAAGCGCAAUGAAGCGAAGGAUAUUUUUACAGCGCAGGUUACUGGACCAGCGUAUAUAAUAUACAUGUCUGAGACAGAAAUGCCACUUGAAGCUUGAAGAGGAAAACACUGUGGGAUAACCAGCUUCAAAUAACCAACAUGCUUAAGUCUAGUUAAUGCAUGAAGGGGUUAAAACCAUAGAGUAAGCUGUCCUGCUAAGCUUAGCUAUGUCACUUCCCCUCACCUUCGGAAGAAAUAGUUAAUCAAGCCUAUAGUUGUAUGCAGUCUACGUGAUUAACUCAGUGUGUGAAGAGGAUUGAGCUGGUUGCUUCAGCGCAGCCACAUGACUUUCACCAGCCAUUCUUGUGUUCCUAUACCAAUAAUUUAGGAACUUUCACCAAUUUGUAACUAAACUAAAUUUCACUGCCUGUGCAACUUUCCUGAAGCACAUCUGACCUUUGGAGAGUUUACUUACAAUUUUAACUUACCAAACGUAUGGUUUUUUCCUAUGCUGGGGGAAGAGGGAAAUUUUGGAAUUCACUUAGAAAGGCAUAUUUAAAAGUUUAGCCUAUAUUUGCGUGCAUUACUUUGCUGAAUAUGGUGUUUUUUUCAAAUAAUAUUUAUUAUUUUCAGUAAAUAAACU